Ipomoea triloba (trilobed morning glory) is the source of this 1078-nucleotide messenger RNA. RefSeq names its product DNA replication complex GINS protein PSF1. Lineage: Eukaryota; Viridiplantae; Streptophyta; Magnoliopsida; Solanales; Convolvulaceae. Gene Ontology annotation, biological process: DNA replication; DNA strand elongation involved in mitotic DNA replication. Gene Ontology annotation, cellular component: GINS complex. The record is from RefSeq and is a predicted model, not a curated record. The transcript has 7 exons. Bases 254 to 919 code for a protein of 221 amino acids.
CCAAAGCAUUCAUAGUCAUCUUUUUUGAUGUCGACACGUAUUGAUAUUCUUUGCUCGCAAGUUCAUGUAUCUCGGUAGAAUUUCCAUCUCCUAAAGCAGCUAUCUGUUUCAGGUGUUCUGUGUCGUUUAUAAUGAAGAAUUUGUCGUGUUUGGAUCCAAAGUUUUAAUGUGUUCGUGGGCCAAAUGGCGAAUUAUAUUACAGCGGAUUACUCUCUAAACUAGUUGUCAUUAACCAUUGUAGUUUACGUGCUAGAUGAAAUGCUUAAAAGAACGGAUUUUUGGUACAGUUUGUAGGGUGUGCGUGCAGAUCACUGGAUUGCAUAAGAUGUAUGGAAAGAAAGGGAGUGAGCUAGUCAAAGAACUUGCUGAUGGUGAACCUGGGCAGCUUGCAGCUUACAAUAGUGAUCUGUUUACUCAAGUAACUGAAGAAUGUAAUAGCCAUUUCCUUCAUCUUGAAUCCCUGCUUAGGUCUGGUCCCAUUGAAAGUUCUACUAGCCAACCAUCUGAAGAUGCUGAUUACUAUGGUUCUCUGAUUCAUCUCCGGUCUUUAAUCCGCAAUAAGCGCUGUCUGAUGGCUUAUGUAUACAAUCGAGCAGAAGUUAUUCGUAGUUUAGGAUGGACCCUUGAGCGAGUACUCCCAGAAGAAAUUGAGGAGAAGCUGAGUAGUUCAGAGAAGGAGUAUUUCAAGAAUCAUUCUAAAACUAUACAGGAGUACAUGUCAAAACUUGAUCUUGACUUGGGAGUGGAUAUGGUGCCACCGAAAGAUCCCUACAUCAAAGUGAGGGUCCUCGAGGACAUUGGUACUGUUGUGCUUAGUGAUCAGUUAGCUAACCUAGCUCGGCAUGCUAUUCUGUUUCUUAGAAGAACUGAUGCAGAGCAGUAUAUAGCACAGGGCUUAAUGGAGGAGCUCACAAGUUGAGUGGUGGUGUUUUUUAAUAAUUCAUUGACAUACAGAGAUAUCACUGUUACCAUGACUACAGAGUGUGUGUUUCUAGAGAUUGCUAGUGGCUUCUGUAAUUGAUAGACUGUAUAAAACUGUUUACCUCACAUAAUAGAAACAGGUGAUGAGAUUCUGAAA